GUCACAGGGCUGAAUACAUGACAACAAGGCCUCCAAAUCUUCCCCCUAAGCCCCAGAAACACAGGAAGCCCAGACCCCGAUCACAGUAUAGUGCUAAGUUGUUUAAUGGUGAUUUGGAGUCAUUCAUCAAGGAUUCAGGACAAAUCAUUCCUCUCAUUGUGGAAAGCUGUAUCAGAUUUAUCAAUUUAUACGGUCUUCAGCAUCAGGGAAUUUUCAGAGUGUCUGGUUCCCAGGUGGAAGUCAAUGAUAUUAAAAAUUCAUUUGAGAGAGGUGAAAAUCCUUUGGCAGAUGACCAAAGUAACCAUGACAUUAACUCAGUUGCUGGAGUACUGAAGCUCUAUUUCCGAGGGCUGGAAAAUCCUGUCUUUCCUAAGGAAAGAUUUAAUGAUCUUAUUUCUUGUAUCAGAAUAGACAAUCUCUAUGAGAGGGCUCUUCACAUCCGCAAACUCCUCCUUACUUUGCCGAGGUCGGUCCUUAUAGUGAUGAGAUACCUCUUCGCCUUCCUCAACCACCUUUCACAGUACAGUGAUGAAAACAUGAUGGAUCCGUACAACCUGGCCAUUUGUUUUGGGCCAACCCUGAUGCCUGUUCCAGACAUACAAGACCAGGUGUCUUGUCAGGCCCAUGUGAAUGAGAUAAUCAAAACUAUCAUCAUCCAUCACGAGGCUAUUUUUCCAGAUGCUAAAGAACUUGAUGGGCCAGUGUAUGAAAAAUGCAUGGCUGGAGAUGACUACUGUGACAGCCCAUACAGCGAACAUGGUACCUUAGAGGAAGUGGACCAGGAUGCUAGCACAGAGCCCCAUACCAGUGAAGACGAGUGCGAGCCCAUAGAAGCUAUAGCCAAGUUUGACUAUGUCGGAAGAUCUGCACGAGAACUGUCUUUCAAGAAAGGAGCUUCCCUUCUGCUCUAUCACCGAGCAUCUGAAGACUGGUGGGAAGGAAGGCACAAUGGAAUUGAUGGCCUUGUGCCUCACCAGUACAUAGUGGUGCAGGAUAUGGAUGAUACUUUCUCAGAUACACUGAGCCAAAAAGCAGACAGCGAGGCCAGCAGUGGACCCAUAACCGAGGACAAGUCAUCAUCAAAGGACAUGAACUCUCCCACCGACCGUCACUCUGACGUGUACUUAGGAAGGCAAAGAAAGAGAUCAGAACCUCCACCUCCUCUAAGACGCCCCGGCAGGAGCAGUGAUGGUCACUGCCCAGUACACCCACCUCACCCUCUCUCCAACUCCUCCAUGGAACUAGGUUCUCCCAACCUGGCAACUCACUGCAGUCCCAGAGCCCUCCUUCAAAAUCGCAACCUCAAUGCCGACAGCCCUGAAAGGAGGCGUAGACCUGGACAUGGCAGUCUGACUAACAUCAGUAGGCACGAUUCUCUGAAGAAGGUUGAUAGCCCUCCAAUUAGAAGAUCGACAUCAUCUGGUCAGUACACAGGUUUCAAUGACCAUAAGCCACUGGACCCAGAGACAAUAGCUCAGGACAUCGAGGAGACAAUGAACACGGCACUGAACGAGCUCCGUGAGCUGGAGCGGCAGAGCUCGGCGAAGCACGCCCCCGAUGUCGUGUUGGACACCUUGGAACAAAUGAAAAACACCCCCACCCCUGCCACCUCCACGGAGUCGCUCAGCCCUCUCCACAGCGUCGUUUUAAGGAGCUCCGAGCCUCAGAUCCGCCGUAGCACUAGUUCUUCCAGUGACACCAUGAGUACUUUCAAGCCCAUGGUGGCCCCUAGAAUGGGAGUGCAGCUGAAACCUCCUGCUCUUAGGCCAAAACCUAUUGUUCUUCCAAAAACAAACCCUAGCAUAGGGCCUUCCCCUCCUUCCCAGGGUCCAGCUGACAAAUCUUGCACAAUGUAGACAGCUCAGCCACCCACAGUGCCCGGCUGGGGGAUGCUAGGGAAAGGGAUGGAUUAACGAUAGAAGUCAGGGCUCCAUAACAUCGUUUGUUCAUGUUUGUAACUGGAGAGGCUUUGUUUUUCAGUGUUUUUGAAUGUAUUGUCUGAAACUAGCUUAACAUGGGCAUUUGUAUUUUGUAUGGUUUCAAUUAAAAGAAAAACUGGACAAUUGUGCAUCGUUUUAAAAAACAAACAUAGACUUACUUGAAAACUUGAUGCUGCACCGUUUGUAAUAAAACUGACACGGACCACAAACAGCUUGCCACAUCGUACCAUACUUCACAGUCUUACCGUAGCUAUAUAAUAACAGACCCUGCACAAAACUAAGGGGCGGGAGGGUCAGGGGAGGUGGGACCUCUCAUUCUCUGGGUCACCAAACCAAAUCUUAAGCAGGUUAGUAAGAGCUGAAAUCUAGCAUGUGAGGAUUAAGUGUCUGUGUGGAAUGUCUAAGUCAUCUCAGGCCACAUUUCUUAUUUAAGACACACCAAAAAAAAUCCACCAAACCCUCACAACUCUCACAGUUGGCACCAAGUUUUAGCUUUCUUGUUGGCAGUCUCACAGCACUGGAUGGGACUAGAGACCACAUUGCUCUCACUGGUAAAAAGCAGCAUUCCAGGUCACAGCUAAAGCACAUCUCCAGGAUAGUAUCUAGAAACUCCUUUUACUGUCCUCUGUAAUAGUGUACCUUUUCCCAUGAAGCCAGACCUUCAUUCCUUGAUACCACAUUUUUCACAAAAGCUAAAUUCAUUUAAAGUUCAUAGUUGAGCGAGCCAGGCUCUGGGGAGUACGUGAAUCUGUUGGU
This is a messenger RNA of Phaethon lepturus (White-tailed tropicbird), 2696 nucleotides long. It is a transcript of the gene SRGAP1, whose product is annotated as SLIT-ROBO Rho GTPase activating protein 1. Gene Ontology annotation, biological process: negative regulation of cell migration; signal transduction. The transcript has 12 exons. Gene Ontology annotation, molecular function: protein binding. NCBI's taxonomy places the organism in Eukaryota, Metazoa, Chordata, Aves, Phaethontiformes, Phaethontidae. The annotation marks the transcript as partial. The record is from RefSeq and is a predicted model, not a curated record. Gene Ontology annotation, cellular component: cytoplasm.